AUGGAGUCUGUCAACAUGUCGCAUGACUCUAUACUCAGAGUCAUCGAGAAUAUCAUGCUUGAUUACAGAGGAGGUCCGAUGUACUUCCAAGUUCAGGUAAUGGAGUGCGUGAACUUUGAGGUUCUGCUUGGAUGCCCAUUUUUUAUGCUCACUUUGUGUCGCACAUUUGAUCUCCCUAGUGGGGAGCAGGACAUUUUAUUGACAGACCCAAACACACACAAAGAAAUGCGCAUCCCAACCCUCCCUUGGGUCAGAAAUUGUCAGGUAGUGGUUCAUGGUGCGCCUUGUGGCAAAGCAAUGCAUAUGCACUUACAUGUUAAUAUCACCAAGGUUGAGGGUCAGGAUUCUUAA
Messenger RNA from Suillus bovinus, 351 nucleotides. RefSeq lists its product as uncharacterized. Bases 1 to 351 code for a protein of 116 amino acids. NCBI's taxonomy places the organism in Eukaryota, Fungi, Basidiomycota, Agaricomycetes, Boletales, Suillaceae. The record is from RefSeq and is a predicted model, not a curated record. The transcript has a single exon.